ACCUCGGCCAGUGACCACGUUUCAGCAUGCUGAGUCUAGUUUAUCGCUCUGGGUUCCAGCCCAUCAGCCAGCGUCUCCGGCCCUGGGUCCAGUCCACAGCCACCUCCAGAUCUCACCGCGUCCAACCUGCAGCCAUCAGCCAUGCUCGUUCCUGGAGCAACAUCCCUUUCAUCACGGUGCCCCUCAGCCGUGCGCAGGGCAAGUCCUUUGCACACCGCAGUGAGCUGAAACAUGCCAAGAGAAUCGUGGUGAAGCUCGGGAGUGCCGUGGUGACCAGAGGGGAUGAGUGCGGCCUAGCCCUGGGACGCCUGGCAUCCAUUGUCGAGCAGGUGUCGGUGCUGCAGAACCAAGGCCGAGAGAUGAUGCUGGUAACCAGCGGAGCAGUAGCCUUUGGCAAACAACGCUUGCGCCACGAGAUCCUUCUGUCCCAGAGCGUGCGGCAGGCCCUACACUCUGGGCAGAACCAGCUGAAGGAGAUGGCAGUCCCAGUCUUAGAGGCACGAGCCUGCGCAGCGGCCGGACAGAGUGGGCUGAUGGCUUUGUAUGAGGCCAUGUUUACCCAGUAUAGCAUCUGUGCUGCCCAGAUUUUGGUGACCAAUCUGGAUUUUCACGAUGAGCAAAAGCGCCGGAACCUCAACGGGACACUUCAUGAACUCCUGCGCAUGAACAUCGUCCCCAUUGUCAACACAAACGAUGCUGUGGUCCCGCCAGCUGAACCCAAUAGUGACCUGCAGGGGGUAAAUGUCAUUAGUGUUAAAGAUAACGAUAGCCUGGCUGCCCGGCUGGCCGUGGAGAUGAAAACUGACCUCUUGAUUGUUCUGUCAGACGUCGAAGGCCUCUUUGACAGCCCCCCAGGCUCAGAUGAUGCAAAACUCAUUGAUAUCUUUUACCCUGGAGACCAGCAGUCGGUGACAUUUGGAACCAAGUCCAGAGUGGGAAUGGGAGGCAUGGAAGCCAAGGUGAAGGCAGCCCUCUGGGCUCUGCAGGGAGGCACUUCUGUCGUCAUCGCCAACGGAACCCACCCUAAGGUGUCUGGGCAUGUCAUCACAGACAUCGUGGAAGGGAAGAAAGUUGGUACCUUCUUUUCUGAAGUGAAGCCUGCAGGUCCUACCGUGGAGCAGCAGGGAGAGAUGGCUCGAACUGGAGGAAGGAUGUUGGCCACUCUGGAGCCUGAGCAGAGAGCAGAAAUCAUCCACCACCUGGCUGACCUCUUGACGGACCAGCGUGAGGCGAUCCUGUCAGCCAACAAGAAAGACCUGGAGGAGGCAGAAGGGAGACUUGCAGGUCCACUGCUGAAGCGGUUGAGCCUCUCCACCUCCAAGUUGAACAGUCUGGCCAUCGGGCUGCGGCAGAUCGCAGCCUCCUCACAGGACAGUGUGGGCCGCGUUCUGCGUCGGACCCGCGUUGCCAAGAACUUGGAGCUAGAACAAGUGACCGUCCCGAUUGGAGUCCUCCUGGUGAUCUUUGAGUCCCGUCCUGAUUGUCUCCCCCAGGUGGCCGCCUUGGCAAUUGCAAGUGGUAAUGGCUUGUUACUCAAGGGAGGGAGAGAAGCCUCACACAGCAACCGGAUCCUUCACCUCCUGACCCAGGAGGCCCUCUCUGUCCAUGGAGUCAAGGAGGCCGUACAACUGGUGAAUACCAGAGAAGAAGUGGAGGACCUCUGCCGCCUGGACAAGAUGAUCGAUCUGAUCAUUCCCCGCGGCUCCUCCCAGCUGGUCAGGGACAUCCAGAAAAUGACCAAGGGGAUUCCGGUCAUGGGGCACAGCGAAGGGAUCUGCCACAUGUACGUGGACUCGGAGGCCAGUGUGGACAAGGCCACCAGACUCGUCAGGGAUUCUAAGUGUGAAUACCCAGCUGCCUGCAACGCCCUGGAGACUCUGCUCAUCCACCGAGACCUGCUGCGCACGCCGCUCUUUGACCAGAUCAUCGACAUGCUGAGAGUAGAGCAGGUGAAAAUUCACGCCGGCCCCAAGUUUGCUUCCUAUCUGACCUUCAGCCCUUCCGAAGUGAAGUCGCUUCGAACCGAGUACGGCGACCUGGAAUUGUGCAUCGAAGUGGUAGACAGUGUGCAGGAGGCCAUUGAGCACAUCCACAAGUACGGCAGCUCCCACACAGAUGUCAUCGUCACAGAGAACGAGAAAACAGCAGAGUUCUUCCUCCAGCACGUCGACAGUGCCUGCGUGUUCUGGAAUGCCAGCACUCGCUUCUCUGACGGCUACCGCUUCGGACUGGGCGCGGAAGUGGGAAUCAGUACUUCUCGAAUCCACGCCCGGGGACCAGUAGGACUCGAGGGACUACUCACCACUAAGUGGCUGCUCCGAGGACUGGACCACGUGGUAUCAGAUUUCUCAGAACACGGAAAUUUAAAAUAUCUUCAUGAGAACCUCCCAGUUCCUCAGAGAAACAUCAACUGAAAGCUUUCGAAGAGGUUUUCACCGUUGACCCUUGUCUUCAGCAUCUCAGGGGAGAAGCCUGGUCUGGUCUCCCUGCUCCUGGAAAGGCUUGGCUGUCGGAAAAGAGACUUAGAUGCUUCUGGGCUCAAUUUGGCAACAUUAGUCUCGGCUCGCACCACCACUACCAUCACCACCCCUGUUUUUUGAGGUUGUUAAGAAAAUAAUUGCUACAGGUAGGGGCCUGGCUUUGCCCAGUCCGGUUCCCAUUUGUGAUGAGAGCAUUGUCCUCUCGGAGGACAAUGAGGGAAUCAUGGCCACUAACAUCUCAGUGGGGCAAGAAGCCUGCUUGGCAUUUCGGUUGGUACGAGAGAGGUGAUCCCUCAUAAAUCUGUUCGUGUUUCUCCUCGUUCUCUCAUAGUCAUCUUCCAAAAGGCCAGAUGGAGGGGUUCAGGAGAGGGGUAGUCUCCUUGAAAGUAGUCACAAAAAUGGGCCGAGUCGUUCCCACAGCGCAGCGUGACCGUUUGUAUUUGUUUGUGGCGUCAGUAGAUAGGCGUUCCAGGUGCGUGUCGCCUCUCCUGGUCCUGGACACUCGGCGCUGCGGGUGACCUGGGGGGUACGCGGAGAUGCGACAGUGAGGUGCAAGCUUCAGACAUUCCCCACUUAGCCGGAGGGAUGCCAGCGUUGGCAUUUUGAAUUAUGCUUGAAAUUUUUAUAUGAAUUAUUUUAUCAUCGUAUCCUCCUUUCCCUCCAAAACAAAUUACAGGAGUAUUUUAAUAUUUUGGAAACACCACGCACACACACACACACACCUUUUGAGAAUAAAGUUGUUAUGAAAAGCC
Molecule: messenger RNA, 3232 nt
Organism: Echinops telfairi (small Madagascar hedgehog)
Lineage: Eukaryota; Metazoa; Chordata; Mammalia; Afrosoricida; Tenrecidae
Gene: ALDH18A1
Product: aldehyde dehydrogenase 18 family member A1
Exons: 17
Coding region: 27-2414 (795 amino acids)
Cellular component (GO): cytoplasm; mitochondrion
Molecular function (GO): ATP binding; glutamate-5-semialdehyde dehydrogenase (NADP+) activity; glutamate 5-kinase activity
Source: RefSeq, a predicted model, not a curated record